Pogona vitticeps (central bearded dragon) is the source of this 3995-nucleotide messenger RNA. It is a transcript of the gene CAPRIN2, whose product is annotated as caprin family member 2. Gene Ontology annotation, biological process: positive regulation of canonical Wnt signaling pathway. The record is from RefSeq and is a predicted model, not a curated record. Gene Ontology annotation, molecular function: signaling receptor binding. Gene Ontology annotation, cellular component: cytoplasm. NCBI's taxonomy places the organism in Eukaryota, Metazoa, Chordata, Lepidosauria, Squamata, Agamidae.
AGAAAUUGGGAGGCUCGAGCCGGCUGGCGAUUGGAAAGCCGGAUGGUGACCUUCCGCGGAAGCUCCGCCCCUUUCCCCGCGACGGGGCGGGGAGGCUUUAUAAGUGCGGGGGAGGGCGGCUGCCGAGCGGGCUUGAGUUUGUUAGGUGGUUGAGCCCUAGCCAUUCCAAUGGUGCAGCUUUCACAGUCUCCGCUACGCCACCCUUCGCCUUCGUGCUGCUCUGAGGAAGGGGAGGAGAAGAGCAUGAAACCAACUAAGCAGCAGGUGGCUCAGGGUCCUAGAGGGGAUAAUCAGCCUCCCUUGAGCCCCCUGCAGGCUGCUUUGAAUUCUGCCACCACAGCUUCCCAGGCUUAUGAGACUUACAUUGAGAAUGGGCUUAUCUGCCUAAAACACAAGAUUCGGAACAUUGAGAAAAAGAAGCUCAAACUGGAAGACUACAAAGAUCGUCUAAAAAAGGGAGAAUCUCUCAACCAGGAUCAGCUGGAAGCAGUUGAAAAAUAUGAUGAAGUGGUACAUAAUUUGGAAUUUGCUAAAGAACUUCAGAAGACAUUUUCUGGGCUUAGUCAAGAACUGCUGAAAACGCAAAAGAAAGCACAGAGAAGGGAAACUAUAAUGAAACUUGAAGCAGAGAAGAAGAAGCUCCGCACAGUACUGCAGGUCCAGUAUGUGCUGCAAAAUUUCACUCAUGAGCAUGUGCAGAAAGACUUCAAAGGUGGCUUGAAUGGUGCAGUAUAUCUGCCUUCUAAAGACCUAGACUACCUCAUUAAAUUUGCAAACUUGACAUGUUCAGGAAGAAAUGAAAGCCUUAGUGUUGAAGAUCAAAUGGAGCAGUCAUCACUUUACUUCUGGGAUCUUCUAGAAGGCAGUGAAAAAGCAAUAGUUGGAACAACUUAUAAGCACCUGAAGGAACUAUUGUCCAAACUAUUAAAUUCCAGUUACUUUGAAAACAUUCCUGCACCUUGUGAUAUACCAGGAAAAGAGGAACUGAAAGAAGAAGCAUCUAGAAGACCUGAAUUGAAAGAAGUGCAUAGAAAACCUGAAAAAACAAAGCAGUUGUCAGUAUUGGAAUCUAUCAGUGAACCAGGUUCUCAAGUGGAGUGUAUCCAGUCAGAGAUACAGCCACAGGAGUUUCUUAAUAGGCGCUAUUUGCCUGAAGCUGGUUAUGCUGUCAAGUCUGAAGAAUCCAAACAUUGGGAGACAGAGAAUGCUAAAAAGAAUGAGACCCCCAAAUCCUGGGAACUUCUUGUUAACAUGGAACAGCAAGAUCAAAAGAAGCAGAAGCAAGAACCUGCAAAAUCUGUGGAAUCUGUAAAGCAGCAAGGAAAGAAGCUGGAAGGUUCAAGACCUUGGGAAGUUCAUCUGAAGGAAAAUGAUGAUUGCAAGCAAGAAGUCUCAACACCUUGGGUAGCACAUGUUAGGGAUCAGCAAGGCUCUCCCAAACCUUGGGUAACCAAAACUAAGGAAGAAUUAGAUCAAAAGCAAGAAACAUCAAAAUCAUGGGUUGCUCAGACAAGAGUGGAAACAGUGCAGAAACCAGAAUCUGUGAAGCCCUGGGCUUCAUGUGUUAGAGAGGUGACAGAGGAAAAGAAACAAGACCCUGCGAAACCGUGGGUUACGCACAUAGCAGAAAUAACAGAACAAAAAACACGAACCCCCAAAACGUGGGAAACAGCAGAAGGACCACAGCAAACAGUUCAGCAGAAUUUACAGAAUCCUCCAAAAAUCUGGGAAGCAGGAAACCUUGUGACAAAAGAGCAGACUGGGCCAAAGAAGCUUGACUCGGAACCCAAAGAAAGACGAGAGCGCAGAUUGAAACUUGAAUCUGAAGUGAAACAAGAUGGAAAGACAGAUGGAAUAAGUGGACAAUGCAUUGAUUCUGUAAGGAAAAAAGAGGGCCUUCAGUCAGUUGGAGAAUCCUGUAAACUGCCUAGGAGUUUCCAAAACGUCAUACAGGUAUCUAAGCCUGUGCAUCAGCCAGCUGCGGAGUUUUGCUCUACUUCUAGUCUUCCAAAAGAUCCAGUUCUAAGAAGGGAAAAACUGCAGGAUCUGAUGACUCAGAUACAAGGAACCUACCAUUUCAUGCAAGAUUCUCUUCUGGAUUUUGAUAAACCUUCGCAAAGUGCUAUUUGUUCAUCACAAGCAGUUGAUUCCGCAGCUUCUAAUGAACAACUUUCAAGCCAAAAUAAUUUCCCUGAACAACAAGGACAGGCUGCUGCUUCUCCCAAGAAUUUGCGUAGUUCGGACACUUCCUUAACCUCUGACAACACACUAUCUGGAUCUGAAACAGAGCUUUCUUUACUGCAGACUUCUGUUCCGCAUUCUCAAGAGCCAGACAGUUUUAGUUCUCCGCCAUCUCUCUAUCAAGCAAACAAAGAGAUUUCUGAGCCAUUAAUGCCUCAGAAAACUGAAAUUGCUCAAGUUCCUACCUCCCUUUCAAGUGAAUCACAGGUAUCCUUGGCACCAUCAAGAGCAACUAUGUCACCAAUACCCCAAGGGAAAGUUUUCCAGUCUCCUCCAUCAAGUAACAGUACAGUUAGCAUGAAAGCACCUCCCUUUCAGGCAAUGCAAACAGUCUUCAAAGUCAAUGCACCUUUGCCACCCCGUAGGGACCAGGAUAUCAAAGAGAAUUCCUUGCAUCCUACAGGAUACAGUCAGAAUUUUUCUACAGCAAGUACACAAACUCCACCUCAGUGCAAGCUGCAGUCUUCUCAAAAUGUUGAACAAGCCACUUUUUCUCAAGACUCUCUGCCAAAUGCAGGUAAUUACCAGGGUGAGGGAGCUGUUUCUGUAAACAACGGUAGCCUCACGUUUUAUGCAGCACAGACAGCCACCUUUCCUAGAUCACCUCAGCCUUUUGUCACAAGCCGUGGAUCAGUCAGAGGUCCCCUGAGAGGUGCAAGAUCAGUUACUAAUUCCCAUCGCUCUCCUGGUGUCUAUAAAGGUUUUGAAAACUACAGAGGAUCGCCUUCAGUCCCUAAUGGCUCCUAUGGCCAGUUACAACUUUCUGGUAGAGAGUACCCUCCAGUGCAAUAUUCUCAGAGGGAUGUGAAUUACCAGCAGAACUAUAAGAGAGGAGGCAUUAAUAGUGGUCGAGCCAAUUCAAGAGCAGCCUGGAGUGAUUCUUCUCAGAUGAGCAGCCCGGAGCGGGACAGUGAAGCCUUUAACAGUGGGGACUCUGGGCAGGGUGAUUCCCGUAGCAUCACUCCUGUUGAUGUGCCAGUGACUAGCCAAGCAGCCACCAUCCUACCUGUGCAUGUGUAUCCCCUCCCGCAGCAGAUGAGAGUUGCUUUUUCUGCUGCUAGAACUUCUAACUUGGCUCCUGGAACUCUAGAUCAACCUAUUGUGUUUGAUCUUCUCUUAAACAAUCUUGGCGAAACCUUUGAUAUACAACUUGGUAGGUUUAAUUGUCCUGUCAAUGGCACCUAUGUGUUUAUAUUCCAUAUGCUAAAGCUGGCUGUGAAUGUUCCAUUGUAUGUGAACCUCAUGAAAAAUGAAGAGGUUCUAGUAUCAGCAUAUGCCAAUGAUGGUGCUCCAGAUCAUGAGACUGCUAGUAACCAUGCAGUCCUCCAACUUUUUCAAGGAGAUCAGAUUUGGCUGCGCCUUCAUAGAGGAGCUAUUUAUGGAAGUAGUUGGAAAUAUUCUACCUUCUCAGGAUAUCUCCUAUAUCAAGACUGAAUAUUGUUUACAGAAAAGCAGCUCCAAAUGUGUGUUGAAGAAAGGUGAAAGUGGGGGUCUAGUGUUGCACUGCAUACUCACUACUUAAACACACAACUCUGAAAUGAGGGUAUGGUGAUCUGUCUUACAAAUAGGUGAAAUUGGGUCAGCACUAAUAUGGCACUUUAUCAGUUGUGAUAUAGCCUUGAUGGUAAAGCUGUGAAUGUUGUUUGCACUUUUCUUGAACUGUAAUUAUCAACAUAGUAUGCUACUCCGAAUUUGCCUCCAGCCUAGGCUAUCCACAAUGCCUUGUGCCUAAAUAAAAAAAUGAAUAUGCCUUA